Propithecus coquereli (Coquerel's sifaka) is the source of this 4453-nucleotide messenger RNA. It is a transcript of the gene IGSF8, whose product is annotated as immunoglobulin superfamily, member 8. The record is from RefSeq and is a predicted model, not a curated record. Lineage: Eukaryota; Metazoa; Chordata; Mammalia; Primates; Indriidae. Bases 2195 to 4177 code for a protein of 660 amino acids. The transcript has 7 exons.
GGGGCUCCUCGUACCCCCUUCUCCAGCCUCCCCAGGCUCGCACCCAGCUGCCCCUUGUGGCCACCUGCCGAGCCAGUCAGGAGGAGAGUAGGGUUCCCAGUUUUCGCCCGGGGCUAGGACCCACUGAGGUGCCGCCCCAGGCACUGCCAGGCCUCCGGGGCAGGCCUCACUUCUCAGCCGGCGUACCCAAGUCCUGGGGUCGCUCUGCCAAAUGCUGCGACUCCUUUCUGCCCCACACUCAGCUCCAGGACUGGCCUUGGGUGCCCGCCCUGCGUGGGCAGUGCCUGCCUGGCCUCAUAAUUGCCCCAGAGUUGGCUGGAAGCCCAGGGGCCAGUUCUGCCCACGGUCUUUGAAGUAAGUCUCCCCUAAUUGCCCUCCCCAUCAUCUGAGGUUGGGGGCAGUUCCCUCUCUCACUGCAUCUCCACCCUCUGCUGGGCCCCUUUUUGCCCUUCUUCUUCCCCUCUCCCAAAUGCAUUUGGCUCUGCAGCCUCCCACCAGUUGUCACACCCCCUUAGUCGCAGCCUCCUUGCCUCAGGAGAAACCAGGUUCCGUGGAGACUGAUGCUGGGAUCUCCAAGCACCCUGUGUCUGUCAUGACAAGGAAAAUGAAGUCACUUGACCCAGAAAACGCAUUUAGUGAGUGUUGGGACUAGGACUUGAACCCAGAUUUGACUCCAAAGCAGGCCUCUGCUCUCCCUUCCCUUCUGUUGCUAACAUAGAGGAGGGGCCUGUCUGGGGAGAGAGAGCUGAGUGGCAGCUGAUUUCCUAAGGCUGUGGGGGUGACUUUCCCAUGGGGAUCUCCAAACCUCAGCAGUUGUGGAGCCAGGAAGGUGGGAGGGAGCCCUUCGGAGCAGAGUCUGCCCUGAGGCAGCCAGGGAAGGUGUCAGCUGGGCGGUCUCCACCUGCAUCCCAAUUAUGAAACUGCCUGGGGCAGGGCCCUCCUGAGUCACACGCUCACUUACUGUCAGAGCUGGGAGCUCUUAGUUCUCCAGUGUGGAAACUGAGGCCUGGGAGAGGAAGGGACUUGGUCCCAGGCUAUACAGCUGGGGGUGGGAAUGGAGGUGGGAGCCAACCUCCUGACUCCCAGCCUGUGCCCUAACCAACAGACCACGAGUUUUCCCGUGACUCAGCCAGAGGAAGAAGGAAGGGGCUAAGAGCCCAGCUGGGGGUGGGGGUAGUUCAGAGGAACCAUUCUAGAGGAGCUGGAGGGCAGAAUUUGAUCACAGACUCCUGGGUAUUUCCUCUAGCCCCUGUAGAAAGGCCAGGGAUAUUCCCUGGGAGGCCUGGCAGUGAUACUCCGGCUGGUGAGGUCAAUCCCUUCAGGCCUGGCCUUGGAGUUUCCCAGUCUUCCUCCCUGGUUUUGUCCCUCUGCAGGGGUGUGCAGGAGCCAUCUAGGAAUAGCAGGAUCUUGGCCAAGAUGUUGUACUGCUCCUGCCUUACCUUUCUCACCUGUGAAAUGGGGGAAGGGGCCAUGGAAGCAUGGAAGGAGAGAAGGGAGAAGCCAAGCCCUCCAGGGCCUGCCAGGGGUAUCUGCUGGGGUAGGGUCAGGCAGAGACGUUUGGCCUCUGAUACCAGAUGAGAAGGGGCUGCUGGGGGUUCAGUGCCUCCCCACGGAAAGGGAGCUAUCAUAUGUAAAUCAUUGCACUGCAUAUGCAAAUGAAGGCUUUGUUAGGGAGUUGGGGAGUGUGGUGCGUCAGCUGGGCUAGCCUAGCCCAGCCAAGAAGGUUGACAGGCACUGGGGGAGGGGAUCUUCUGCCCCCAGGCCGGGGCAGAGCCUGGAUCUUUCCCCAGAAGCCCCAGCUGCCUUGACGGCCCUGUGGGGUGGGAGAAACAGUGAGCUCAUGGCACAGCUGCAGGGGGAGGGCAUCGUGUGGUGAGGACUGACUGGGUCUGUGCCCCGUCCAGCCUGGGCCACUGGCUCCAUUGUCUGGCCCAGGUGACACAGCUGAGCCAACCAGCCCUUCUGAGCAAGAUUUUGCCAGCUCCCCUCAAGCAAAGGAGGGGACAUGAGGUCCCAGACUCCCCUAGCCAGCAGGCUCCCCUGACCAGGCCCUGAAGAAGGAAUGGCAGACAUGUAGUGGGCGAAGAGGUGGGGGCAGAGCAAGGUCCAGCUGGAACCAAGGACUGGUUAGGUCAGGAAUCAGAAGCACUUGUCUCUGCCCGCAGGGGUCUGCUUCUGGUGGGUCAGAAGUGAGAUGCAGCUGAGUUCUGAGGCCAACAUAGGCCUAGCCCACUUCCUUGAUUCCCAGGUGUCUGAUGACCCGCCAUCCUUUCCUUGUUCUCAGAACAGGGUCCCAGCUGUACCAAUUUGCCCCAGGUUUCCUUUCCUUUCACAGCAGGGGUCAAGAAUGGUGCUGGUGGGGGUCAGGCGUCUCCAACUCCUUCUGCCUUCCCCUACAGGAUUCGGGGGCUGGGCCCGGGAGGUGCUGGUCCCCGAGGGGCCCCUGUACCGAGUGGCUGGCACAGCUGUCUCCAUCUCCUGCAAUGUGAGUGGCUACGAGGGCCCUGCCCGGCAGGACUUCGAGUGGUUCCUGUACAGGCCUGAGGCCCCAGAGGCUGCACUGGGCAUCAUCAGUACCAGGGAUCCCCACUUCUCCUACGCUGUCUUCGGGCCCCGAGUGGCGGCUGGUGAGGUGCAGGUGCAGCGCUUACAGGGUGAUGCCGUGGUGCUCAAGAUUGCCCGCCUGCAGGCCCAGGAUGCUGGUGUUUACGAGUGCUACACCCCCUCCACUGACGCCCGCUACCUGGGCAGCUACAGCGGCAAGGUGGAGCUGAGAGUUCUUCCAGAUGUGCUGCAGGUGUCUGCUGCCCCCCCAGGGCCCCGAGGCCGCCAGGCCCCAACCUCGCCCCCACGCCUGACGGUGCACGAGGGGCAGGAGCUGGCUCUGGGCUGCCUGGCGCGGACGAGCACACAGAAACACACGCACGUGGCGGUGUCCUUUGGGCGAGCUGUGCCUGAGGCGCCAGUGGGGCGAGCGACUCUGCAGGAGGUGGUGGGACUCCGGUCUGAUUUGGCUGUGGAGGCCGGAGCGCCCUACGCUGAGCGGCUGGCUGCAGGGGAGCUGCGGCUGGGCAAGGAAGGGACUGAUCGGUACCGCAUGGUGGUGGGGGGUGCCCAGGCGGGGGACGCAGGCACCUACCAUUGCACUGCCACCGAGUGGAUUCAGGAUCCUGAUGGCAGCUGGGCCCAGAUCGCAGAGAAAAGGGCCGUCCUGGCCCACGUGGACGUGCAGACGCUGUCCAGCCAGCUGGCGGUGGCGGUGGGGCCUGGUGAACGUCGGAUUGGCCCAGGGGAACCCCUGGAACUGCUGUGCAAUGUGUCAGGGGCACUGCCCCCAGCAGGCCGUCACGCUGCGUACUCUGUGGGUUGGGAGAUGGCACCUGCGGGGGCACCUGGGCCUGGCCGCCUGGUAGCCCAGUUGGACACAGAGGGUGUGGGCAGCCUGGGCCCUGGCUAUGAGGGCCGGCACAUUGCCAUGGAGAAGGUGGCGUCCAGAACCUACCGGCUACGGCUAGAGGCUGCCAGGCCUGGUGACGCAGGCACCUACCGCUGCCUCGCCAAAGCCUACGUUCGAGGGUCCGGGACCCGGCUUCGUGAAGCAGCCAGCGCCCGCUCCCGACCUCUCCCAGUGCACGUGCGGGAGGAAGGUGUGGUGCUGGAGGCGGUGGCAUGGCUAGCAGGAGGCGCUGUGUACCGGGGGGAGACUGCUUCCCUGUUGUGCAACAUCUCUGUGCGGGGCGGCCCCCCAGGGCUGCGGCUGGCUGCCAGCUGGUGGGUGGAACGACCUGAGGAUGGGGAGCUGAGCUCAACGCCUGCCCAGCUGGUGGGUGGCGUGGGCCAGGACGGUGUAGCAGAGCUGGGGGUCCGGCCUGGAGGAGGCCCUGUCAGCGUGGAGCUGGUGGGGCCCCGAAGCCAUCGGCUGAGACUACACAGCUUGGGGCCCGAGGACGAAGGUGUGUACCACUGCGCCCCCAGUGCCUGGGUGCAGCAUGCCGACUACAGCUGGUACCAGGCGGGCAGCGCCCGCUCGGGGCCUGUCACGGUCUACCCCUACACGCAUGCCCUGGACACCCUACUUGUGCCCCUGCUGGUGGGUGCAGGGGUGGCCCUAGUCACCGGCGCCACCGUCCUUGGCACCAUCACUUGCUGCUUCAUGAGGAGGCUGCGAAAACGGUGAUCCUCACUCCCCAGUUCUUGCAGGUGUCGACUGUCUUCAGCCUAGCUCCAAGCUCUCCUCUGGUCGCCCGGAUACCCUCUCCCUCUGUCCAACUUCCUUUAAUUUAUUUGACCUCCCUCCACCCAGAGUGGGAGGCAUGGCCCCCAUCCCCCACUCCUUCCCCCCCACACCCCUCCCUCUGGACUUCUGUCUUGAUCGCAUACCCAUCCUGCAGGGAGGCCAUUCCCUGUCCUGGAAUUAGUUUUUCUAAAAUGUGAAUAAACUUGUUUUAUAAAA